Molecule: messenger RNA, 3996 nt
Organism: Micropterus salmoides (largemouth bass)
Lineage: Eukaryota; Metazoa; Chordata; Actinopteri; Centrarchiformes; Centrarchidae
Gene: ercc2
Product: excision repair cross-complementation group 2
Exons: 23
Coding region: 342-2624 (760 amino acids)
Biological process (GO): nucleotide-excision repair; transcription by RNA polymerase II; positive regulation of mitotic recombination
Cellular component (GO): nucleus
Molecular function (GO): ATP binding; DNA helicase activity; damaged DNA binding
Source: RefSeq, a predicted model, not a curated record
UUUCAAAAAGGCAGUUGUGUAAAAUAAAACACGCUGCACGGUGGCUCCGGUAUUAGGAAUAUUAUGCUCGAAGAAGGCGACUCGUGGUUAUUUAGUACCUACCAUAGAAUGUGAUAAAAGAUAUAUAUAUAUAUAACGUUAUAUCUUCACCCAAUGGAAAAAGGGAAUACGCCUUGAAGCGUUAACUCUGCCAAAAAAAAAUCAUAGAAGAAGAAGUUCAAGAAGAGUCUGUUGCUCACUGCACUGUUUUUGUUUUUCUUUACCGACACACAAAAAGACUCUUUCAAAACAGCAAAAGUGACUGACAAAGAAGAGGAGCGGCUGCUACACGUUUUCCCAAAAUGAAGCUUAACAUCGAGGGUCUGCUGGUGUAUUUUCCGUAUGACUACAUAUAUCCUGAGCAGUACUCCUACAUGCUGGAGCUGAAGAGGACACUGGAUGCUAAGGGUCAUGGAGUCCUGGAGAUGCCAUCAGGAACAGGAAAGACCAUCUCUCUGCUGUCUCUCAUUGUUGCCUACCAAAAGGCCUUUCCUUUGGAAGUGACCAAGCUAAUAUACUGCUCCCGAACAGUUCCAGAGAUCGAGAAAGUCGUGGAGGAGCUGAGGAAGUUGAUGGAGUUUUAUUGCAAGCAAACUGGAGAGAGCAACAACUUCCUGGCUCUGGCUCUUUCCUCCAGAAAAAACCUCUGCAUCCACCCGGAGGUGAGCUCUCUGCGGUUCGGUAAGGAGGUUGAUGGGAAGUGCCACAGUCUGACAGCAUCGUACAUUCGUGCACAGCGCCACAGCAGCCCCGACCUGCCUGUGUGUCGCUUCUAUGAGGAGUUUGACGCGGUCGGCCGACAGGUGCCUCUUCCCGCUGGCGUCUACAACCUCGACGACCUGAAGGACUUUGGUCGGAGGAAAGGCUGGUGUCCUUACUAUCUGGCACGCUACUCAAUUCUGCACGCCAACAUCGUGGUGUACAGCUACCACUACCUGCUGGACCCCAAGAUAGCUGACCUGGUGUCCAAAGAGCUGGCCAAGAAGUCUGUAGUGGUCUUUGAUGAGGCUCAUAACAUAGACAACGUGUGCAUCGACUCCAUGAGUGUGAACAUCACCAGACGAACACUUGACCGCUGCCAGAACAACGUGGACACACUUCAGAACACCAUACAAAAGAUAAAGGAUACAGACGCUGCUAAACUGAAGAUGGAGUACAGGCGAUUGGUGGAGGGGCUGAAGGAAGCCAAUGUUGCCAGGGAAACCGACAUCUACCUGUCAAAUCCUGUGUUACCAGACGAAAUUCUUAAAGAGGCGGUGCCCGGUACUAUUCGCACAGCAGAGCACUUUGUUGGUUUCCUGAGACGUUUCCUGGAGUAUCUCAAGUCCCGUCUGAGGGUCCAACAUGUCGUACAGGAGAGCACCCCGCAGUUCCUCAAAGACAUCUUCGACAAAGUCUGCAUCGACCGAAAGCCUCUCAGGUUUUGUGCAGAGCGCUUACAGUCGUUGCUACGAACUCUGGAGAUCGCCGACAUCGCAGACUUCUCAGCUGUUACUCUCAUCUCCAACUUUGCUACCCUGGUCAGCACCUACAGCCAAGGUUUUACUAUAAUCAUUGAGCCCUUUGAAGACAGAACUCCAACCAUCGUCAACCCUGUGCUGCACUUCAGCUGUAUGGAUCCAUCUAUAGCCAUCAAACCAGUUUUUCAAAGGUUUCAGUCUGUCGUCAUCACCUCGGGGACUCUCUCCCCACUGGACAUCUAUCCCCGAAUCCUCGACUUCCGCCCUGUUACAAUGGCAUCCUUCACCAUGACGCUGGCACGGACCUGUCUCUGUCCCCUGAUUGUUGGCAGGGGAAAUGACCAGGUGGCCCUGAGCUCAAAGUUUGAGACCAGAGAGGACUUUGCUGUGAUUCGUAACUACGGCAACCUACUUUUAGAGAUGUCUGCGAUUGUUCCUGAUGGCAUCGUGGCGUUUUUCACCAGCUACGUCUACAUGGAGAACAUAGUGGCGUCCUGGUAUGAACAGGGCAUCCUGGAGAAUAUCCAGAGAAAUAAGCUGAUCUUCAUUGAGACUCCAGAUGCUGCAGAGACGAGCAUGGCCCUGGAAAAAUACCAGGAGGCAUGUGAGAACGGCAGAGGAGCCAUCCUCCUGUCUGUGGCCAGGGGAAAGGUGUCUGAAGGAAUUGAUUUCGUGCAUCAUUUUGGCCGAGCAGUCAUCAUGUUUGGAGUGCCUUAUGUUUACACGCAGAGCCGCAUCCUGAAGGCUCGUCUGGAGUACCUUCGGGAUCAGUUUCAGAUCAGAGAGAAUGACUUUCUGACGUUUGACGCCAUGCGUCACGCGGCCCAGUGUGUGGGAAGAGCCAUCAGGGGAAAGACUGACUACGGACUCAUGAUUUUUGCUGACAAGCGUUACGCCCGAGCAGACAAACGUGGGAAGCUUCCUCGCUGGAUUCAAGAGCACAUCAGUGACGGCAGUCUGAACCUCACCGUGGACGAGGCCGUCCAGCUGUCCAAACACUUCCUGCGGCAAAUGGCUCAGCCUUUCAGACAGGAGGACCAGCUGGGUCUGUCUCUUUUAACUCUUGAGCAGCUGGAGUCGGAGGAAAUGCUGCAAAAAAUCAAUCAGAUUGCCCAUCAGACCUGAAGGUGACAUACACUGAGUAAUGUUAUCACAAUGGCUACGCCCAUGAUGGUGUCAGCAACUCUUAGAAUGACAUCAUUACUGUGUGAUGAUUAGACCUGAUCCAACAAGAUUUAAUUUUAACUUAUAGAGUCCCUUCCCUUCCGGUGGACCACUAUGGGACCUUAUUUUGAAAGAAAUAUGUACAGUAGUCGAUAUUAUAGAUAUUAUCACUAAACAAAAUAAAACUUAAAACUUAAUUCUCUGUUAGAAGCUCUCCUUCUCUAUGUAGUAAACUCCACAUAUCUGGUAAACAAACCAUGACAAGUAUUUAAAUCACAUGCUGGCCCAGGUCUGGUGAUUACAUUAAUGAUUUCUGACUGUAUUACCGGCAGUCCUGUACGUAGUGGUUAGAAGGUCUGAGCCUCAAAAAAGGCACCAAGCAUUCAGUAUUUCAAGUCACACACUGAGUCUACAGAAUAUUAGCCCCUCGGCUCUCACUCAGACAUGGCUGUGUUUUUUUUUCCCACUCUCUGUAUAAGAGAGAACAUCCCAUCAGAUCCAGGUUGUCCUACCAGUUAAAUCUAUACACCCACCAGAAUGUGACAGGAUUUUGCUCGAUGCACCUUUGGUCCACUGGGUCAGCGCGUAAUUCACUACCUUUGUAGCUGAUUGGCAUGUUAGAAAUCCAUUCAAAUUACUCAUAUUUAGUUUUUUAAUUAGUUUAUGCAAAUAGUGCUUCAGAAAACUGAACUGAAAUGCUGGAAAUAUUAAUUGAUUAAUAUACCAUGGUAGUUAAAGUCAGCAGUCUGUGUGAAAGUAGAAGUGUGAUCAGUUUUAUUUGUCCUGAGUGUAUCUUACUUGGUAACCAUGCAGCAUUUCAUAUGGGAGAAGGAUUCUGCAGUUUUAUUGAAAAGGUCCUAACAUUUUGUAUACUCAGUGUAUGUACUCAGUAUUACAGAUCACUCACAGAUUCACCGAGGGGAUAUAACAGAAAUAUCAACAACAGUAAUGAAUCCUUUCCAUUAUGAUGAGAAAACUUUUAUAGUUCUAAAUGGAUGUGCUAUAUUAUAGCAUUUCAGAGUAGAUGUAUUCCUUGUUAAACCAAAAGUGAACACGUGCUGUUUUUAAAAAACAAAUUGUUUUGAUGACAAACAAAACAAGAAUAUUUGUUGUAAAACCAUCAUCAGUGGGUCAACAUGUUGCAUUAACUACAGAAACUUUAUUCCAUCUGUGGGUGUAACAUCGGUCCAUGUAGCGUCUGUCAUACAGACAAGACUACUGUUAGUUUCCUUUUGCUAUUGCAACUGUACAUAGUCACAUUUUUUACUGAACGUGAGCUUUUUGUGUCUGUUUUUCAACCAGGAAGUUGAAAUAUAAAGGUUUGUAUUUAACA